AUCCAAUCCGAUCGGAAAACCUUUUUAUUUAAACAAGUUCCGAGCUUUGUUAUUGGGUGUUACUUGUUGUUUGUUGUGAUGUCUGCUGCGUCGAGUUCCAGCUCCGUUUUUCACGUCAGGCGCGGCGAACUCGUCGCGCCGUCGCCGGCCGGGAGGAGUCUGGUGAGCCGGCUGCCGCUGGGCGUAGGCGCUCGGAGAGCUACUGGCAGGAGGACCGGGUGUUCUGUGUCCAAAAGGUUUAGCGGGACGACGGCUGAGCUUCGGCCUUUGGGCUCCCACAGGUUGCAGCUCUGGCAAUCGGAUCGGCGUAGCAGAGCUCCGAAGCUACGGCUGGUGGUGCGUUCCUCGUUGUCUCAGGUUCCGGAGAAGCCGCUUGGUCUCUAUGAUCCCUCCUAUGAUAAGGACUCAUGCGGCGUCGGAUUUGUGGCUGAACUCUCCGGUCAAAGCAGCCGCAAGACGGUGGCAGAUGCAAUCGAGAUGCUGGUGCGAAUGUCUCACAGAGGCGCGUGUGGGUGCGAGACCAAUACGGGUGACGGGGCUGGAAUUCUAGUCGAUCUUCCUCAUGACUUUUUCAAGGAGGUAGCAAAAGAUGUUGGGUUUGAGCUUCCCCCUCCCGGACAGUAUGCAGUUGGCAUGUUCUUCUUGCCUACUUCUGCUAGCCGAAGAGAGCAGAGUAAAAUUGUAUUUACAAAGGUGGCUGAAUCACUUGGUCAUCAAGUCCUCGGAUGGCGACAUGUCCCGACAAAUAAUUCAGGACUAGGAAAUUCUGCUUUGCAGACAGAGCCGGUCAUUGAGCAAGUGUUCCUUACACAAACCCCCCGCUCAAAGGUGGAUUUUGAGCGACAGAUGUACAUAUUACGGAGGGUUUCUAUGGUAGCUAUUCGAGCUGCAUUAAACCUCCAACACGGCGGCUAUAAAGAUUUCUACAUAUGUUCUCUUUCCUCGAGGACUGUUGUCUACAAAGGCCAGUUAAAACCUGAUCAGUUGCAAGAAUACUACUAUGCAGAUCUUGGCAAUGAAAGGUUUACGAGCUACAUGGCCCUGGUUCAUUCUAGGUUCUCAACAAACACCUUUCCUAGCUGGGAUCGUGCUCAACCAAUGCGCGUCUUGGGUCACAAUGGCGAAAUUAAUACACUACGUGGUAAUGUGAACUGGAUGAAGGCUCGUGAGGGUCUCCUGAAGUGCAAGGAGCUCGGCCUUUCUAAAACAGAAUUGAAAAAGCUUUUACCCAUUGUUGAUGCUAGCUCUUCUGAUUCAGGAGCAUUUGAUGGUGUACUUGAGCUCUUAGUUCGUGCUGGUAGAAGUCUACCUGAAGCUAUAAUGAUGAUGAUUCCUGAAGCCUGGCAAAAUGACAAGAACAUGGAUCCUGAAAGGAAGGCUUUAUACGAAUACUUCUCAGCUCUCAUGGAACCUUGGGAUGGUCCUGCUCUCAUUGCAUUUACUGAUGGACGCUACCUUGGAGCAACAUUGGACCGCAAUGGUCUUCGGCCAGGCCGGUUUUAUGUCACACACAGUGGACGAGUUGUAAUGGCAAGUGAAGUUGGUGUAGUUGAUGUUGCACCUGAGGAUGUAUGUAGAAAAGGAAGGCUCAAUCCUGGAAUGAUGCUUCUUGUGGAUUUUGAGAACCAUGUUGUUGUUGAUGAUGAUGCUCUAAAACAACAGUAUUCUCUUUCUAGACCUUACAGGGAGUGGCUUGCAAGGCAAACAAUUCUAUUGAAAGACAUUGUCGAGUCUGUAACAGAGUCAGACAGGACGCCUCCACUUAUUGAAGGAACUAUACCUCCAUCCAAUGAUGACGAUAACAUGGAAAAUAUGGGCAUUCAGGGUUUAUUGGCUCCAUUGAAGGCAUUUGGCUACACUGUUGAGUCCUUGGAAAUGUUGCUACUUCCUAUGGCAAAAGAUGGAACUGAAGCACUUGGUUCUAUGGGUAAUGAUGCUCCAUUGGCUGUGAUGUCCAACAGGGAGAAGCUUUUAUUUGACUAUUUCAAGCAGAUGUUUGCUCAGGUCACAAAUCCUCCUAUUGAUCCUAUCAGGGAAAAAAUUGUCACUUCCAUGGAAUGUAUGGUUGGCCCAGAAGGGGAUCUUACGGAGACGACAGAAGAGCAGUGUCAUCGCCUCUCACUCAAAGGUCCUUUGUUGAGCAUUGAAGAGAUGGAAUCUAUUAAGAAGAUGAACUACAGAGGAUGGAAGAGCAAGGUUCUUGAUAUCACCUAUCCUAAAUCAUGUGGAAGUAAGGGUUUAGAGGAUACCUUGGAUAGGAUUUGCUCUGAAGCACAUAAUGCAAUCAAAGAUGGUUAUUCAACACUCGUACUUUCUGACAGAGCUUUCUCUUCCAAGCGUGUUGCCGUGAGUUCUUUGCUGGCUGUUGGGGCAGUGCAUCAUCACCUUGUCAAAAAGCUUGAGCGUACUCGUGUUGCACUGGUUCUUGAAUCAGCUGAGCCCCGUGAGGUUCACCAUUUUUGUACACUUGUAGGUUUUGGAGUUGAUGCUAUCUGCCCGUAUCUGGCCAUAGAAGCUAUAUUGAGACUGCAGGUUGAUGGAAAGAUCCCACCUAGGACAACUGGCGAGUUUCAUACUAAAGAUGAGCUCGUUAAGAAGUAUUUCAAAGCAAGCAUGUAUGGGAUGAUGAAAGUUCUUGCCAAAAUGGGCAUUUCAACUUUGGCCUCAUACAAAGGUGCUCAAAUAUUCGAGGCAGUGGGCCUUUCAUCAGAAGUAAUUGACCGGUGCUUUGCUGGAACUCCUAGCAGAGUUGAGGGUGCCACCUUUGAAGCACUUGCACGAGAUGCACUUAAGUUUCAUGAGCUAGCAUUUCCCACACGUUCUCUCCCUGCUGGAAGUUCAGAGGCUGUAGCACUCCCUAACACUGGUGAUUAUCACUGGAGAAAAGGUGGUGAGGUUCAUCUCAACGAUCCCCUUGCUAUAGCCAAAUUACAGGAAGCUGCCAGAUCCAAUAGUGUGGCUGCCUACAAGGAGUACUCCAAGCGUGUCCAAGAACUAAACCAACAGUGUAAUUUAAGGGGCCUUUUGAAAUUUAAAGAGACAGGAGCAAGAGUUCCUCUUGAGGAAGUUGAACCGGCUAGUGAGAUUGUAAAACGUUUCUGCACUGGAGCUAUGAGUUAUGGGUCGAUAUCAUUGGAAGCUCAUACAACUCUUGCUGUUGCAAUGAACAGAAUCGGGGGGAAAUCAAACACAGGUGAGGGGGGUGAGCAGCCUGAUCGCAUGGAGUUUCUUCCGGAUGGAUCUAGCAACCCUAAAAGAAGUGCAAUUAAGCAAGUUGCAAGUGGAAGAUUUGGGGUCACAAGUUAUUAUCUCACAAAUGCUGAUGAGCUACAGAUAAAAAUGGCACAGGGAGCAAAACCUGGAGAGGGUGGUGAACUUCCUGGACACAAGGUCAUUGGUGACAUUGCUGUCACUAGGAACUCCACUGCUGGGGUAGGACUAAUUAGUCCUCCUCCCCACCAUGAUAUCUACUCAAUCGAGGAUCUUGCUCAAUUGAUUCAUGAUCUUAAGAAUGCAAACCCAGGGGCUCGAAUAAGUGUGAAGCUUGUUUCUGAAGCUGGUGUUGGGGUGAUAGCAAGUGGUGUUGUGAAAGGGCAUGCUGAUCAUGUUUUGAUCUCUGGCCACGAUGGAGGUACAGGAGCAUCACGAUGGACUGGCAUCAAGAGUGCUGGACUUCCAUGGGAACUUGGUCUUGCUGAAACCCAUCAGACUUUAGUUGCAAAUGACCUUCGUGGCCGAACAACUCUACAGACAGACGGUCAGUUAAAAACUGGAAGAGAUGUGGCUAUGGCAGCAAUGCUUGGUGCCGAGGAGUUUGGUUUCAGCACUGCCCCUCUAAUAACCCUGGGAUGUAUAAUGAUGCGAAAAUGCCAUAAAAACACCUGUCCGGUGGGGAUUGCAACUCAAGAUCCUGUUCUUCGGGAAAAGUUCGCCGGAGAACCAGAACAUGUGAUAAAUUUCUUUUUCAUGCUAGCGGAAGAGGUAAGGGAGAUUAUGGCCUCACUUGGUUUUCGAACACUGAAGGAAAUGGUUGGCCGUUCAGACAUGCUUGAGCUAGAUAAAGAUCUAGUCAAGAACAAUGAGAAGCUGAAGAACAUUGAUCUCUCCUUGCUACUCCGACCAGCUUCUGAUAUACGACCAGAUGCUGCUCAAUGUUGUGUGCAGAAGCAAGAUCAUGGUUUGGACAUGGCUUUAGAUAACACAUUAGUAGAAUUAUCCAAAGCUGCUUUAGAGAGAAGUCUUCCUGUAUACAUUGAAUCUCCAAUCUGCAAUGUAAACCGGGCAGUUGGUACCAUGCUUAGUCACGAAGUAACAAAGCGUUAUCACAUUAGUGGAUUGCCCACUGACACAAUUCAUAUCAAACUCAGUGGAAGUGCAGGACAGAGUCUUGGAGCUUUUCUAUGCCCUGGAAUCACCCUUGAGCUUGAAGGUGAUAGCAAUGAUUAUGUGGGUAAAGGGUUGUCAGGUGGAAAGAUUAUUGUUUAUCCUCCAAAAGGAAGUACAUUUGACCCGAAAGAGAACAUUGUAAUUGGUAACGUUGCUCUCUAUGGCGCGACAAAUGGGGAGGCUUAUUUUAAUGGAAUGGCAGCAGAAAGGUUCUGUGUCCGUAAUUCAGGGGCCAAGGCUGUGGUCGAGGGUGUUGGUGAUCAUGGUUGUGAAUACAUGACAGGUGGAACAGUAGUUGUGCUUGGUAAAACUGGACGAAACUUUGCUGCUGGAAUGAGUGGUGGCAUUGCAUAUGUACUUGAUGUGGAUUCUAAGUUCAGCUCACGUUGCAAUAAUGAGUUAGUUGACCUUGAUAGAAUUGAAGAUGAGGAUGAUAUUAUGACAAUCAAGAUGAUGAUUCAGCAACACCAACGUAAUACCGACAGCAAAGUUGCAAAAGAAGUUCUUGCUGAUUUUGACAAUUUCUUGCCCAAAUUUAUCAAGGUUUUCCCAAGAGAGUAUAAGCGGGUUCUCACAAGCAUGAGGGAAGCUGAAGCUCGCAAAAAGGCUGCGGUAUGUGCAGCCAAAGAAUCAGAAGAUCGAGAAGAAGAAUUGAUAGGGGAAGAUGCUUUUGAAGAGCUUAAGAAAUUGGCAGCAGGAUACUCUGACGGGAAAUCUGUCAAGGUUGAAGAGGUGAAACCUGUGAAGAGGCCAACGAAAGUUGAUGAUGCAGUCAAACAUCGAGGUUUUGUAAAUUAUGAGCGAGAAGGGGUUUUGUACAGGGAACCAAGUGUUCGUUUGAGAGACUGGAAAGAGGUCAUGGAAGAGACUAAGCCUGGCCCACUUUUAAAUACACAGGCAGCACGCUGUAUGGACUGUGGUACCCCUUUCUGCCAUCAGGAAAACUCUGGUUGUCCUCUAGGAAAUAAAAUACCAGAAUUCAAUGAAUUGGUGUAUCAAAACAGAUGGAGGGAAGCACUGAAUAGGCUUUUAGAGACUAAUAACUUCCCAGAAUUCACGGGCCGUGUGUGCCCAGCACCCUGUGAGGGGUCUUGUGUACUUGGUAUUAUUGAAAACCCUGUCUCUAUUAAAAGCAUUGAAUGUGCCAUCAUUGACAAAGCUUUUGCGGAAGGAUGGAUGGUGCCGCGACCUCCUAGCAAGAGAACAGGAAAACGAGUUGCUGUGGUCGGAAGCGGACCAGCUGGUCUGGCUGCUGCUGAUCAGUUGAACAAGAAGGGUCACACAGUGACAGUUUUUGAGCGCGCUGAUCGAAUUGGUGGUCUUAUGAUGUAUGGAGUACCCAACAUGAAGGCCGACAAAACUGAUAUAGUCCAGAGACGAGUGGAUCUGUUGGAAAAGGAAGGCAUUAACUUUGUAGUUAAUGCUAAUGUUGGGAAAGAUCCUUUGUUCUCCCUUGAUCGGCUUCGAGAGGAGCAUGAAGCAAUUCUUUUGGCCAUAGGAUCGACAAAACCAAGGGACCUUCCUGUUCCUGGACGUGAACUGUCUGGAGUCCAUUUUGCCAUGGAGUUCCUACAUGCUAAUACUAAAAGCUUGCUUGAUAGCAAUCUAGAGGAUGGUAAUUACAUUUCUGCAAAGGACAAGAAGGUGGUAGUUAUUGGGGGUGGUGAUACUGGCACAGAUUGCAUAGGGACUUCUAUUCGACAUGGCUGUAGCCGUGUAGUUAACCUAGAGCUUCUCCCACAGCCUCCAAAGACUAGGGCUACUAGCAAUCCUUGGCCACAGUGGCCUCGUGUAUUUCGAGUUGAUUAUGGACAUCAAGAGGCUGCCACAAAAUUCGGCAAGGAUCCAAGGACCUAUGAGGUGCUAACAAAGCGUUUUAUUGGUGACGAAAAUGGAGUGGUGAAAGGUCUUGAAGUGGUUCAUCUUGAAUGGGAGAAGGAUGCCACAGGGAAAUUGCAAUUCAAGGAAAUAGAAGGUUCUGAGGAAAUCAUUGAGGCAGAUCUAGUGUUGCUUGCGAUGGGGUUCCUUGGUCCCGAAUCUACCAUAGCUGACAAACUGGGCCUGGAGAGAGAUAACAGGUCGAAUUUAAAGGCCGAAUACGGACGCUUCUCCACCAAUGUGGAAGGGGUGUUUGCUGCUGGAGACUGCCGGAGAGGUCAGUCCCUUGUAGUGUGGGCCAUCUCAGAGGGGCGACAAGCGGCUGCACAGGUCGAUGGUUACCUCAUGCAAGACCAAGAAAACUCUACCACUAGUAGCAGCAGUACAGCUUGGCAGACAGACUUUCUCCAGAAACAGCAGCAGCAGCAGCAAGGAAGCAGCAACAGACAGAUUGUGGUUUCCUGAAUUGUACGUACGGAGUGUUUGUUAGCUUGCCUGAGAUUCGAUUUCUUCGUUCAAGACAGCGCCUUACCGGUCUGUAUCCAUAGUUCUCAUUAUAUUGAAAGAGAACUUCACGGAGAUGAUUGGGGUUUCUAUGUUUUUUUAUUUUAUAUAUAGACACAAAUAUACAUAUAUCCUAGGUUGUUAUGUGGUCAUUUUAUAUUUUUUUGUUCUUAGUGGUGCAUGUUGGUUUGAAGGCCAGCUAUGCACACUUAAAAUAAAUGUACAGUUUUCUUUUCUGAAUCGUUCAAAUCCCAAUUAUGAAUCUUCUGCUGAGUUUAUGUGCCCG
Molecule: messenger RNA, 7054 nt
Organism: Cuscuta campestris
Lineage: Eukaryota; Viridiplantae; Streptophyta; Magnoliopsida; Solanales; Convolvulaceae
Source: the annotation of a GenBank genome assembly